This is a messenger RNA of Adineta ricciae, 921 nucleotides long. Lineage: Eukaryota; Metazoa; Rotifera; Eurotatoria; Adinetida; Adinetidae. The record is from the annotation of a GenBank genome assembly.
AUGUCUUUGACGUACGUUUCUCAACAAAUCAGUCUUUACAGCGGAAUAGUCUAUCUCAUUUUCGGAGUAACUGGAAAUACAAUCAACAUUUACGUCUUCUCAAGCGUUUCAGCGUAUCGUCGAACACCUACGACAUUUUAUUUUCUUUCGGAAUCGAUCUUCAAAAAUAUAUAUCUACUCACUAAUUUAGUGCCUCGUAUCAUCACUUUUAGUUAUGGAUACGAUUUUACUAAUGUUUCAUCAUUGUGGUGUAAAUUUCGACAAGCAAUUCUCAUGAUGUCCGGUGCAACAACGCUUAGUUUAACCACGUUAAGUAUCAUUGAUCAAUAUUUAGUCACAUCAUCAAAUCCAUCGGUUCGUCGAAUGAGUCGAAUCCAAGUUUCUCAUCGAAUUCUUCUGAUUAUUGUAAUCAUCUGCAGUCUUCAUGCAGUUUCUUUUUUCGUAUAUUUUGACAUAUCAUCAAUAACAAAAACGUGCAUUAGUUUGAAUUCAACUCUAUCCAAUUAUAUGCCAAUAUACUUUAUUGUUAUUGCUUGUAUCAUUCCGAUAUCAAUUAUGAGUCUAUUUGGAUAUCUCACUUAUCGAAAUAUACGUCAAACAAUUGCACUCGUAGAACAACAUGCAGAUCGACAAUUGAUCAAAAUGACGUUUUUACAAGUCAUGUUGGCAUUCAUCGAUACUGCUCCAUUAGGUUCUCUAUAUAUAUACAAUAUGAUAACAUCUGGAAUGAUUAAAGACCAAGAUCGACUAAUGAAAGAAUAUUUUGCUUAUGUUAUCAUCAGUACGGAGAUAACACUUUAUUUUGCAUCGAGUUUCUAUGUUUUCUUAUUCUCAUCGAGUCGUUUCCGUCGAAACGUCAAAGAACGAUUAUUUGGAAAACGACAGACAAAUGUAAUCCUUCCAAAUACUCAAACCAAAUGA